Cyphellophora europaea CBS 101466 is the source of this 336-nucleotide messenger RNA. RefSeq lists its product as uncharacterized. The record is from RefSeq and is a predicted model, not a curated record. Bases 1 to 336 code for a protein of 111 amino acids. The transcript has a single exon. NCBI's taxonomy places the organism in Eukaryota, Fungi, Ascomycota, Eurotiomycetes, Chaetothyriales, Cyphellophoraceae.
AUGCCUAACAUCUCGUUUGACAUAUUCUUCGACCAGGACUUUAUCAACGUCACUGCUACUCGAGGAAAGACUGCACCCAAGGCCAAACCUGAGUGGAAAGUCCGUUCUGCUCCCAAGCUCCCCCCUAAGGAGAAGCCAGUCGACCACAGCGGCGCUGUUCGCCCCCCCACUCGACCCAAGAUCAACGAAGGCCGGACGCAAGUCGGCAAGCCAGUUCCAAAGUCUUCUGAGACCUCGGACGCCGCCUCGCAGACGGGUGACGCAGCUCGACGCAAGCCUCCCAAGCUUGGUCCCAGCAAGAAGAACUCUGUUGCAGCACCGAACGGAAGCUCAUAG